This is a messenger RNA of Colletotrichum chrysophilum, 3399 nucleotides long. RefSeq lists its product as uncharacterized. The record is from RefSeq and is a predicted model, not a curated record. Bases 1 to 3399 code for a protein of 1132 amino acids. Gene Ontology annotation, molecular function: NAD binding; oxidoreductase activity; NADP binding. The transcript is spliced from 3 exons. Lineage: Eukaryota; Fungi; Ascomycota; Sordariomycetes; Glomerellales; Glomerellaceae.
AUGGCUUCCAACGGCGCCGACGUCACCCGCGUCGGCUUCAUCGGCCUUGGGGCCAUGGGCUUCGGCAUGGCGUGCAAUCUGGUGAAGAAGCCGCAAUACCAAGUCCAGGGCUUCGAUGUGUAUCCUCCCAGCGCAGAGAAGUUCGUCGCGCAGGGCGGUUCAGUUGGGUCGUCUCCAAGGGAGGUCGCUAAGACCAGCGACAUCCUUGUCUGCAUGGCUGCGAAUGCGCAGCAAAUCGAUGACAUACUUUUUAAUCAUCAGACGGGUGCUCUCGAGACAUUACCGGAGCAUGCGACCGUGUUGCUCUGCUCGACGGUGCCUCCGACGUACCAUGAGGCGCUGCCAGAUCGCAUUGCCAAAAAGGGCCGAAGCGACGUGCUCGUCGUCGACGGCCCUGUAUCGGGAGGAACCAAGCGUGCUGCUGAGGGCACUCUCACAAUCUUCGCUGCGGGCACCUCAGUAGCCUUGCAGCGCGCAGACAAGAUUCUUCGCGACAUGUCGGAGAAGCUGUACAUCAUUCCCGGCGGGCCAGGUGCCGGUAGUAAGGUGAAGAUGGUCAACCAACUCCUAGUUGGUACACAUAUUGCCGCUGCCUCCGAGGCCAUGGGUCUCGCUGCAAAGGCUGGCCUCAACACCCGUGAGGUGUAUAAUAUCAUCACGAAUGCGGCUGGAAACUCAUGGGCUUUCGAGAACCGCGUACCGCACAUGCUUGACGGAGACUGGACUCCUCUGUCCGCUCUUAACAUCUUCGUCAAGGACAUGGGCAUCGUUGUCUCUACAGCCAGGACGCUGCAGUUCCCAGUGCCACUCGCAUCAACGGCAGAGCAGCUGUACAUCCAGGGCGCCGCCCAAGGACUCGGCUUGGAUGACGAUGCGGGUCUUGUGCGCGUCUUCCUCCCCAGAAACCCGGAACUCGUGAAGGAGCAGGCUGGCCAGGUCAGCACCUCGCAAGAAAAGCUUACCCCCAGCAGCACGCCAUUGGAGAUCUCCAAGAUCGGCAUGAUUGGCCUGGGAGCAAUGGGUCAGGGUAUGGCGGGGACCCUUCUGCGAGCUGGCUUCCCGGUCCACGGCUACGACGUCUAUGAGCCAGCCAUUGACAAGUUUGUGGCCACGGGCGGCAAAGCGACCAAGGCCAGCAGCCCCUCCGAUGCCGCAAAGGGCGCCGACCUCUUGGUUCUGAUGGUCCAGAAUGCCGCCCAGGCUGGCGAUGCCUUGUUUGGAUCUGGCAAGGCUGCUGAAGUACUCCCGGAUGGUGCCAUUGUUAUCCUUAGCUCCACGGUACCGCCAUCAUUCGUGCGGGAGCUUGAGAGCAAGCUCACCAACCUCGGCAAGGGCAUCAGCUUGAUCGAUGCGCCUGUCAGUGGAGGCGUCGUUCGUGCCGCGAACGGUACCCUGACUAUUAUCUGCUCUGGAGACGAUGCCAUCAUUUCAAAGGUUAACGCUCCCCUGAUGGCCAUGACUGGAACUUCAAGCAACCUUUGCCAUGUCCAGGGUGGUGUUGGAGCUGCAUCUUCGGUCAAGCUUAUCAACCAAUUGCUCGCCGGUGUUCACAUUGCAGCAGCUGCCGAGGCCAUGGCCCUCGCUGCUCGCCUGGGCCUGGACACAAGACGCGUCUUCGACCUCCUGGGUAACGCCGCUGGCUGGAGCUGGAUGUUUGAGAACAGGGUACCUCAAAUGCUCGAUGCCGAUUGGACACCGCACUCUGCCUUGGCAAUCUUCGUCAAGGAUCUCGGUAUUGUGCUUGACGAGGCGAAGCGCCUUACCUACUUCGCCCCGAUCUCGUCCGCCGCCCACACUCUGUAUCUCUCCGGCGCUGCUCAUGGCUGGACGAAGGAAUCUGAUGCUGGCGUUGUGAGGCUAUGGGAGCUGACCGGCAUCUCUGUGUCUGGUAACGCUGGACCCAAGCAGGAAAACAAGAGCGAUGCCGCUGCCUCGCCGGUCGUUGACCAAGACGAGGCUCUGCCAGCCCAAAAGACACUCGACGCUUUGCCCGCCGAGUACUCAGACGACGUCAUCAGCUCGACCCAGAAGGUUGUCAACAACGGCGAAGUCCCCGUACUUAUCGCACUGGAUGACGACCCAACAGGCACGCAGACCUGCAACGACAUUGACGUGUUGACUGUUUGGGAUGCUGCGACCCUGGAUUACGAGUUCAGCCUCAACCCCAAGGGCUUCUUCAUUCUGACCAACUCGCGCGCUCUUCCUUCCGCCGAGGCGCGCCAGUUGAUCCUUGAGAUCUGCCAAAACGUGAAGAAGGCUGCCGAGAAGGCCGGCAAGGCUUUCGAGAUUGUGCUCAGAGGCGACUCUACUCUUCGUGGCCAUCUUCCGGAGGAGCCAGAGGCCGCUGAGGAGGCGUUGGGCAAGUUUGAUGCGUGGGUCGUGACACCCUUCUUCUUCCAGGGUGGGCGAUUGACCAUCAACGACGUUCACUACGUCAAGGAGGGCGAUGUUCUCGUGCCUGCCAGCCACACACCGUUCGCGCAGGAUGCCACCUUUGGAUACAAGAACUCGAACCUCCGCAAGUACAUCCUGGAGAAGUGUGGUCAUCGGUUUGACGAGUCUUCUUUCCUGUCGGUGACCCUCGACGAUAUCCGUCUCGGUGGGCCUGCUGGCGUCGCGAAGAAGCUGCUCUCAGCGGCUGCAGGAUCCAACACGGUCGUCAUCGUCAACGCCGCUGCGGAGUCUGAUAUGCACGUCUUCGUGGCAGGACUGCUCGAGGCUAACAAGAGCGGAAGGCGAUACCUGUUCCGUACCGGCGCUGCCUUUGUGUCGUCGCGUCUCGGCAUCACAGGUAUUCCGCCGCUGACCAUGGCUGACCUUGGCGUGUCGGUCACCGAGCCCAAGCAGCCGGGUGGACUGAUCGUCGCUGGGUCCUACGUGCCGAAGACGACAGCCCAGCUGAAGGUCCUCCGGGAGAGACGGGGCGACAAGCUAGCCGUGAUCGAGCUGGACGUAGCUGAUCUGGUCGCAUCUGACGAGGCAGCUGAGAAGGUCGUCGAGGCUGCAGCCACGGAAACCACCAAGAAGCUGAGCGCGGGCGAGGAUGUGCUCGUCAUGACGUCCCGAGAGCUCAUCAAGGGUCACGAUGCCCUGAGCUCGCUCCAGAUCGGAUCCAAGGUCGCUCGUGCGCUCGUACAGCUGGUCGAGAAGAUUGACGUCAGGCCGCGUUAUCUGAUUGCCAAGGGUGGCAUCACAUCAUCCGACGCUGCGACAAAGGGAUUGAAGAUGAGGAGAGCGCGCAUCCUGGGCCAAGCCGCCCCGGGCGUGCCGUUGUGGAGGUGCGACGAGGAAACGAGCAGGCAUCGCGGAGUGCCUUACGUCGUGUUCCCAGGUAAUGUGGGGAGCGACCAGACGCUUGCCGAUGUUGUUGAGUCGUGGUCGAUUGCAAGCGUUGCAUAG